AUGGAUCAAUCUCAGAACCAGCGAUCACUAACAACACCACCACCACCAUCGCGACUUGGAAGAAACAGCCGCAACAAACCCGAUGACUCACUCCGCGAACCACCGAACAAAGCACAAAAACGCGUGCAUGCUAUUAACAGAGAGCUUCCACCGCCAAAUGAGCAAUUCAUUUUAGAUUUUGAGCAACUUCAGAGCCAGUUUCCGGACCAUGAGCAAUUACGUUUCGUGGUUGAAGCUGUUCUUAUACCAUUGGUUGCACAGUGUAGUGGUCAUGGGUCGCGAUCAGACUUUCUUAUUUUUAUUUUUCGAAGCUUGAGCGGUAUUUGGUGCAUUAACUGGGACGCCUUUCUUCCGUCCCUUCUUUCUUCAGUUUCUUCGGCAGAAUUACCGGUUGAUCAAAUGAGUCAAGCAGUGUCAACAAUUACCUCUUGUAGCUUAUCACAGUCAGGAAUGUUGCCUCCUCUAAAUACAAUUACUAAUUCUUCUAAUUUUCAGUCUUCAAAUCCUGCAUAUCCAUUGAAUUCUGUCCAUACUAUUGGCUCCCCUGCAUAG
This is a messenger RNA of Vicia faba (fava bean), 552 nucleotides long. Lineage: Eukaryota; Viridiplantae; Streptophyta; Magnoliopsida; Fabales; Fabaceae. The record is from the annotation of a GenBank genome assembly.